Fraxinus pennsylvanica is the source of this 3471-nucleotide messenger RNA. Lineage: Eukaryota; Viridiplantae; Streptophyta; Magnoliopsida; Lamiales; Oleaceae. The record is from the annotation of a GenBank genome assembly.
AUGGAAGAAUUCGACGACGAUGAUUUCAGGGAUCUCUAUGCGGACGUGGAGGUGCAGGCGUUCUCGGCGAUCAACUUUAUGCAUGAAUCGACACAAGUAUCGUCGGGAAAUGAAGGAUUAUCGGACAAUGUCGCGGAGAAGGAACAAAUGGAUUGUGAAACUUGUGUUGCAGAGAACAUUAGAAAUAACGACAAUGUCACUGGAACUGAAAAUAGGGAGAAUAUUGGGGAAAGGGAGUGGGAUAGUAGGGGUGAAAUUGAGGACGAUUUAAAUAUAGUGUUGAAUGAUGAUGGGGGUGAGGAAAAUUAUGAUAGAAUUAAUAACUAUUAUAAUGAGUUUGGGGUUUGGAGUGUGAGGAAAAAUGAAAGAGAGCAGCAAAUUGAUGAGGAGAAGAAUGGAAAUAGGAAGGAUUUAAGCGGGCAGGGCCAACGACAUGGAAGUCCAGAGACAGGGAAAGAUCCGAAUUCUCAUCAACAGAGAAAGGACAAAUACCAAGAUCAAGUAAUGAUGGCAAAGAGGACAGCAGUCCACAAGCUUCCAAUGCAUAUGAAGGAUUUUGAAGGUGGAUCUGAACACGAGGAAAUAGCCCAAGCUUCUCUUACAAAGAAUGCUCAAUCCAGACCAAAACAAAGAGUUUCUCCUGCCCCCAAGAUUUAUAACAGAGAUCAACUGUUAGAACUUGCAAAUGGCAGAUCUGUUCGAGCAGAAGACAAUAUGGGCAGACAUCUACAGGACUUGAAAGAAGAUUACUUGAAUUCUUCCACGAAGACAAUUGACCGAACAGUUAGUCAAAUGCAUGAAACAUGUGAAAAUGGAGGUAUUGUUAUGGAGGAUGACACAGGUCUUCUUCGUUUUAGUAGAGCUAUUGGAGAUGAGCACCCCAAUUUGGAAGAAAAUGACGCAGGAAGGGGCAAAACUACCUAUAAGAGGUACUCCAGGUGUAUUCCUGCAUGUGAUCCUGCCUCUUUGGAUUUAGAUAAGUAUGGAAGUGUUCAGAUCUCUGAUUCAGAGGAGGAUAACCAUUAUGACACAUCUGUCUGUGAGUCAGAUGGAAUCUCUCAUGCGAUGGAAACUUCUGAUAGCACAAACAAAAGCUACGCUAGGAAUGUGUCAGAUACAACACCAUCAACAGCUGACUCAGAAUCUUCUGACAGUGGACAAAGUCAGUGCGUCCCCAGUUUAUCUCCUAGUCAUUGUGCAGGGCUCAGCGACAACGAGCUUGAAAAGAGUUGCAAGCAUUCAAAAAAGCCUUUACCAAAUCCAGUGUCCAAGUUAAAGAAGUCAGCCACUUGUGACUAUCAUCCGACUGAGGACCCUAAAACCCGUAACAUCAUAGCAAAUCCCAGACACAAUAGAUAUUUUAGAAGUAAAGUGCCCAUCAGGAAGGACCUUAUGACGCAUAGGAGAUCUGAUGAUCCCUCUAAAUUGAAGACUCAUUUGAAUGCUGAGGAUGGUUUUCAUGUAUCUGAUGCUGAGGGGAUCUAUGACUUGCAUCGUUCAACAGUUAGCUACGACAAGCAGAGUUGUAGACUUGAUAAUUUUGAUUCCAAUGCCAAGAAAGAUAAAUUCUAUUGCAGGAGAUCAGAGAACUUUUCCACUUACUUCGAUGUAGUUUUUCCUGAUUAUCAAUUUGGUCCUGCUUACAUGAAAAAUCUGUAUUGGAACAUUCAUCCAAGUUUUGGGUAUGAAUCAGGUUGGUAUGAUAGUCGAGACAUGAAUGAAAAACAAACUUUGAUCAAGGGAAAACAAUCUAAGGUGGACAGUGAAGCUGUGGACCAGGAUCGGCAUUAUGGAAGGAAACGUUCUGUUCAGGACAUUGAUGCCCACGGUUUUGAUGAAUCUAGUCAUUUUAUCCCAAAUUUUUCAGCGUACAUAGAAAAUGGAGGAUGUACUCAACUUAAUAGGAAAGGGGAUGUCAUGCAGGUAAAUAGAAGAAUAAAAAGAGAUGAGUUCAUUCCUGUCUAUAAUUAUAACAACAAUUUUGUGCAUGGAAAACACAAGAGGUAUAUGCCUAUUGGUGACAGGGACACUGAUCAUCUUGAAUAUAAAUACGAUCGAAAUUUACCUUAUAAUAGACGAAAAAUUAAGAGCCCUGGAAGGAGGGGCAAGUGGAGACGUGACAGCCCCCUUAAUGGUUUUGACAACUCAUGGUGCACUCCUUACAAAGAACCUCAGGCUCCUAGAGGGGGAAGGUAUCAGGGUGCUGCUGGACCAAAAUCUGGUGUGCCUGAAACACAUGGUAGGCAUAUGAGAUGCUCACAAACCGAGAGAUUCAUAGAAAGUGGUAGGUCUGGUAGUUACAACAACACGUUUGAAACUGCUGGAGACAUCCUGGAUCUUCAAGGUCAGGAUCAUUUUGUUAGAAGAAGACGCUACCAGCAAUCUAUUCAUGCCUUUGACACUAAUGAAAGUAUAAAAAAUAAUCAUCAUGAUGAGGAUCAUUUUUUUAGAAGACGACACCACCAGCAAUCUGAAGUACUGGAUUGGAAUGAAGAGGAAUACACUUCCAGGCAGCAGGAUGACGCGAUGUUCCAUUCCAAGGGGCCAAAAUAUCCUUUUGAGAGAAUUUCAAAGCAUAAAAAUUUUGAUGCUACACAGGGAUCUGAUUGUCUAGUAAAAAUUAUAGAUAAAAGACAGGUCGAUACGAGAAGAUAUGAACUGAAAAGUCAAUUUGACCAAAGGUCUAAUUUUAUCCAUCCAGAAAAUUGUUGGCAGACACAUCCCAGAUGCCGGGAUUCAGUUGACUCUCACCUUUUUGUGGGGAGAAAGUUAUCAAGAAGAAGCUCUGGAGCUGGACACACAAUGUACUAUGAUAGGCACGAUUACAUGGACUGGUAUAGUGAUCCUGAGCAGGAAACUCCCACUGGCUUGAAUGUUUCCGGUUCAGAGAAGCCAGCCUUAGCCAAGACGGAAAAAACAGACACUAACCUGGGUGACAAAAGUUGGAAAAAGUUCCCAGUUGCUCAGCAGAAAAAAAAUCUGGAUAUUGAGGAAGGUCAGAUAAUUAGUGAUGAAAUUAAUGAGAUAUCUGUGGAAAGGGAAAUCACAUCAGAACUUAUGACACAGGUCGAUUGUACGGAGCACACUGGAACUGCUUCGAAUGGUAAUACUGUUGUUGGAGAAAUCAAUGAUCUAAGAAUUCAAGAGACUAUAGCAAAGAUGGAAAAACGAAGAGAGCGGUUUAAGGAUCCCAUCACCUCUAAAAAGGAUGCGGAGAAGACUUCCCAGCAUUUGGUAGAGUUGGAGUUUGAAACUGCUGCAAAUGGUAAUACAGUUGUUGGGGGAAUCGAUGAUCUGAGAAUUCAAGAGAUUAUAGCAAAGAUGCAUAAACGACAACAGCGGUUUAAUGUUCCCAUCACCUUUAACAAGGAUGCGGAGAAGACUUCCAAGCAUUCGGUAGAGCUGGAUGGUGAAACUGCUGAAACUUGGCUAAAAAAACCGACACGAAAGAGGAAGUGGGUCGGGAAUUAG